AUUGUUUGGGAUAGUAUUGGCGAAACGUUGGUAAACAGUCUUCAAAAGUUGCAAAAUAGGGCCGCUCGUGUUAUUACAGGUGCUUCAUACUCGAAACAUUCAGCUGAUAUUCCGCAUGAACUUGGAUGUCUCUCACUUAGUGAAAUGAGACAACAUCAAAUGGCAUUAAUGAUGUUUAAAGUAAAUCAUGGCCUCUGUCCCUCUUAUUUGUCUCACAUGUUUGACGUUAAUACAAGCCGGCUCAGUUAUGACCUCCGCUCUUCCGGAAUGAAUUUAAUAGUGCCAAAAGCAAGAACAAACUAUUUUAAGAAUAGUUUUGCUUCUGCAGGCGCUAAGCUCUGGAAUUCUCUUCCUUCCAGUUUAAAGGAAGAGACUUCUUUAAAACAAUUCAAGGCUAAGAUCAGGUCGUAUUUGCUAUCUACACAAGCCUCAUAA
Porites evermanni is the source of this 435-nucleotide messenger RNA. NCBI's taxonomy places the organism in Eukaryota, Metazoa, Cnidaria, Anthozoa, Scleractinia, Poritidae. The record is from the annotation of a GenBank genome assembly.